AGUUCGCGCACAUACCCCUCGCACACAAUGUUCCUUCGCUCCGCUACUCGCGCUGCUGCUCGCAGCUCGGCCAUGCCCACCACGGCCCUUCGCUCCUACCGCGCCGUUCCGGGCCCAAUGGCCUGCCUGAACGCUCGUCCCCAGACUGAGAAGAAGUCUAUCGCUCCCCAGCAGACCCGCGCCGCGUCCGAGCAUGCCAUCUCGAAUCCCACACUCGCCGGCAUUGAGAAGCGCUGGGAGGCCAUGCCCCCUCAGGAGCAGGCCGACCUGUGGAUGCAGCUGAGAGACCGCAUGAAGGUCGACUGGCACCAGAUGACUCUCCAGGAGAAGAAGGCCGCCUACUGGAUCUCCUUCGGUCCCCACGGCCCUCGCUCCCUGCCCCCCAAGGGCGAGAACCUCAAGAUCUUCUUCAAGGUCAUCCAGCUCACCCUGGUCAGCUUCGGUAUCUUCUACGUCAUUCACCUGUUCGCCAAGCCCCAGCCCAAGACCAUGACCAAGGAGUGGCAGGAGGCCUCCAACGAGUACGCUAAGCAAGAGAAGAUGAACCCCAUCUACGGUAUCAGCUCCGAGGGUUACGAGGGCAAGGGCUUCGUCCAGAGCCCCCCUGCUGAGAAGCAAUAGAUUGCUCCAAUUCCUCGGGAGGAACAGGUAUGACGACUGGGAGUGCUGUGGAUGGGCAGUGCAGGGCUACAGGGAUGAACUACUGCCCCCCAUUGCAUGGCCUGUGAUGACGCCGGUUCUGUGCCCAUCAAACUUGGACGCAGUCCUUCGCCUCUGUUCUACUUGUUUGUCAAUGUUAGCCCCAAAAGACCUCUGUAUCUCGUACUGUGCAAUAAUCAACUAUCUCCUUUGUAGCCAUAG
This is a messenger RNA of Aspergillus ibericus CBS 121593, 861 nucleotides long. Its product is annotated as cytochrome c oxidase subunit IV family protein. Lineage: Eukaryota; Fungi; Ascomycota; Eurotiomycetes; Eurotiales; Aspergillaceae. The transcript has 3 exons. The coding region runs from base 28 to 621 and encodes 197 amino acids. The record is from RefSeq and is a predicted model, not a curated record. Gene Ontology annotation, biological process: mitochondrial electron transport, cytochrome c to oxygen.